UUAGAAUCAUAUUUCCAGUAUUCCAAAGCUCAGAAAAAAAAAAAAGGAAAUUAUAUUUACAGUAAACACAUCUCCAUCGUCGAUUCAUCUCCGACCUCGUCACACAUUCCCUGCAACUCGGCUGCGAAAAUCUCUCACCAACAGGGACAAGAAUGGAAAACACACUGAUUCAACCACUAAUCGCGGCGUUAAUCUCGUCCUUAAUCGCAAUCAGAGCUUACAGAAGAAAAUCCCUCGACCUUUCCGGAGCUCUUGCCGGCUUCGUCGUUAUGACCAUCCACAUUGCUUUCGGAUACAGGUAUGGAGCUAUGCUGCUUGUGUUCUUUUACACUUCGUCUAAGCUCACGAAGGUGGGCGAGGAGAAAAAGCGACGAGUCGAUGCUGAUUUCAAGGAAGGUGGACAAAGAAAUUGGAUACAAGUUCUGUUCAAUAGUGGGAUUGCCACAGUUUUGGUUGUGGUUAUGUGGAUAUUGACGGGGUGGCAGGACAAGUGUUUGGACUCAAAAGAGUCAACUCUUAUUACCUCACUCAUUGGAGGCAUUAUUGGUCACUAUUCCUGCUGCAAUGGAGACACUUGGUCUUCUGAGCUUGGGAUACUUAGUGAUGCACAACCACGACUAAUCACAACCUUCAAGCCUGUUCGAAGGGGUACGAAUGGUGGUGUAACACUAGCAGGACUAUUAGCAGCUGCAGCUGCUGGCAGUGUUAUGGGACUAACUUUUGUUGUCUUUGGAUUUUUCACAACAAAAUGCACAUAUGAUGUAGCUUUAAAGCAGCUAUUGGUAAUACCUCUUUCCGCUCUGGCGGGACUAUGUGGAAGUCUCAUAGAUUCUCUCUUGGGGGCAACACUGCAAUUCAGUGGAUUCUGCACUGUUCGCAACAAGGUAGUUGGAAAACCAGGGCCAACGGUGAAAAAGAUUUCAGGUGUUAGCAUUCUUGACAACAAUGGUGUGAAUCUCGUGUCAAUAUUGCUGACCGCAGUGCUGACUUCCAUUGCCUGCAGGAGUAUUUUCUAAAACCAUCUAUACAACUGAAUGAUUUUGUUAGUUGCAUUGGCAGAAUUGAGAGUUACAUGUACCAACUGUGGCAUAAUAUAUCCUUUGGAGAGCCCCCUUGAAUCUGCCCAAAACUUUUGUGAGGUGGUUAGUGGCUUUAGGAUAAAUGACUGGGCUUGAUAGAUAUUAGAUGAAUGAUAAUACUUGGGGAUC
Molecule: messenger RNA, 1208 nt
Organism: Alnus glutinosa
Lineage: Eukaryota; Viridiplantae; Streptophyta; Magnoliopsida; Fagales; Betulaceae
Product: protein PGR
Exons: 5
Coding region: 153-1016 (287 amino acids)
Cellular component (GO): membrane
Source: RefSeq, a predicted model, not a curated record